GGGCUUCCUCCGGGGGCAAAGCCUCUCCAGGCGGGGCAGCAGGCGCUGCAGACCCCCCAGUGCCGCCCCGCAGCACCCACCUCACCUGGGAGCGGCCUCAAGUGCAAACGCCUGGGCGCCGGGCGGCCUGCUGGAUGGGGAACCUCAAUGGGGAACCGGCGGGGCCGCAGCACGUGCGUCUUCACCGGCUUCCAGGUGCUCCGGAGGGAGCCACGGGGCCAAGGACGGCCGGCCGACGGGGCGGGGAGAAGGGCCCCCCUUAGGGCUGAUUCGGCACCAUCCGUGCCCUCCGCGGGCCUCAUAACAGCUGCGGGGGGCAGCGGGCGAGGCGGGAUCAGGCCGGCGGCGGAGCCAGAGGGAGCGCGCCGAGGACGGGCCACAGCGAGGCCAGCCGGGCGGGUCAGGGGCCCGGAGCGCACGACGCGCACUUCCCCCGCGUGCGGCCCCGUGCGGGCCGCUCCUCCCCGCGCCUCCCCUCCCCGGGCCGCCCCGCAGCGCCCCGCCGGCGCCCCCGGCUCCCCCGGCGCCAUGGAGCGCAGCCGCACCAGCACCCCGGACAAGGCCGGGGCAGUGGUGCUGUGGGGCUGUGAGCUAAACCAGGAGAAGCGGACCUGGACCUUCAAGCCGCAAAAGGAGGGGAAGGACUGUAAGCUGUUGCUCAAUACGAUUUGCCUGGGGGAGAAGGUCAAAGGGGAGAUGAACCUCGUGGAGAUCGUGCCCCCAGCAAGCCAGGAGGAGAAGAGGACCAAGCUCAUCCCCAUCGCCUCGCUGCAGGCCUCCGUCCUGCCCACGGUCACGAUGGGCCUGGAGCUCUCUCCUCCGGUCACUUUCCAGCUCCGGGCGGGCUUGGGACCCGUGUUCCUCAGCGGCCAGGAAUGCUACGAGAUUCCUGAAGUCUCCUGGGAGGAGGAGGAGGGGGAGGAGGAGGAUCAGUCAGAGGAGGAAGAUGACGACGAUGACGACGAUGAUGAUCAAGAUGUGACCCUGGAGGACUCCCCUGUCAAACAAGGCAAGAGGCUUUCGUCCCAGAAGCAGGCCAGCAUUGCCAAGAAAAAGAAAGUGGAAAAAGAAGAUGAGGCGGUCAGAGCCAGCCUUAAAGGCAAGAGCCCUGUGAACAAGGCCAGAUACACACCCAAGGGAAAAAAGCCGGUGCCCAAGAAAUGAGAAGCCAGGAGUGCAUGCCCCCGUGAUCGGGGAGGGCCUGCCAGGCCACCGUGCACCGUGGGCCUCCCUGAGCUGCCCCCUGGGCCCAGGGAAUAUCCCUCCCGGCCCUCAACCUGAGUCUGGAUGUGAUGGAGCUGUUGGGGGGAACACAAGAGCCCCUCACCCCAACUCUCCGGAUUCAGCAGGACCUGGAGGGAAGAGCCCCAACCUCAGGGACACAAUAAAGUUUGCUUUGCCAAGA
Molecule: messenger RNA, 1405 nt
Organism: Pipistrellus kuhlii (Kuhl's pipistrelle)
Lineage: Eukaryota; Metazoa; Chordata; Mammalia; Chiroptera; Vespertilionidae
Gene: NPM2
Product: nucleophosmin/nucleoplasmin 2
Exons: 8
Coding region: 148-1164 (338 amino acids)
Biological process (GO): positive regulation of DNA replication; chromatin remodeling
Cellular component (GO): cytoplasm; nucleoplasm; nucleolus
Molecular function (GO): histone binding; chromatin binding; RNA binding
Source: RefSeq, a predicted model, not a curated record